Molecule: messenger RNA, 620 nt
Organism: Antechinus flavipes (yellow-footed antechinus)
Lineage: Eukaryota; Metazoa; Chordata; Mammalia; Dasyuromorphia; Dasyuridae
Gene: MUSTN1
Product: musculoskeletal, embryonic nuclear protein 1
Exons: 3
Coding region: 110-346 (78 amino acids)
Biological process (GO): chondrocyte proliferation; chondrocyte differentiation; tissue regeneration
Cellular component (GO): nucleus
Source: RefSeq, a predicted model, not a curated record
CCCAGGUCCUGCUUAGAGCACUGUAAACAAGAACACUUCCACAGCUCAGUCGGAGAGAAGAGAGCCAGACUGCCUGCCGCCGGUGUCCCCAGGUACCCCACUUACAGCAAUGUCCCAGGAAGCUCCCAUCAAGAAGAAACGGCCCCCCAUGAAGGAAGAGGACCUGAAGGGAGCCCGAUCCACUCUCUCUAAAAAUCAAGAAAUCAAAUCCAAGACCUACCAAGUCAUGCGAGAAUGUGAGGAAGCUGGCUCAACUGCCCCAUCUGUGUUCAGCCGCAGUCGGACAGGAGGAGAGACUGUCUUCGAGAAGCCCAAGUCUGGUCCCCCCAAGAGUGUGUUUGGCUAAGGAACUCUGCUGCUUCUGGCCCUGCUCAUCUUCACCCCACUUCCCAUAUGAACCCCAGCACCUGUCCUGACAUAGACAGCAAAGCAGACACCUUUUUUUUUUAAUUUUCUUUUUAAAAAAUACACAAAAUGCCCACUAUUUUUUUCCUUGAAGGACAAGGUCCAGGAUCCAGGGUCUUAGUCUCCUUCUACUUCCCUUGAUUCCCCAGAGUGGAUCCCACAGACAUAAGAAUGUGUGAAAACCUUUGAAUCAUCAAUAAAUCAAAGAAACCAGA